AUGAUAGCUCGCCGACUUCCAGAAUAUGGGUACAUUGUUACCAAUAAUUCCUACAUUCAGCGAUCUUUAUCCACCGACUGCGUGACACUCCAAGAUCCCGUGGGUUGUUUUGAACAAGCAAUUCUGUUGCCCCUAAGACGUUUAAAAAAUAAACCAAAAGCGAACUGGUACAUUGUCAUUGAUGCCUUAGAUGAAUGUCUUGCUCAAAGUGAAACAGGUCAUAGUAUCGUUUAUUUGCUUAACAAUAAGCUUCCCCGUUUUCCGUCAUGGCUGAAACUUGUGAUGACCUCUCGCAAUGAAUCUAGCGUUUCCAUCAACUCGAACAGCGUAGCAAAGCUCAUCAUUGAUCCUGACGAUAUCCGAAAUAUAGAAGACAUUGAACUUUUUUUGUCUACGAAACUUCUUCAAGAUGGUCCCUUAAUAAACCGAAUUAAGUUUUGGUUUGGAGAUAACAGCAUUAAAAGCACAGCCAGACUAAUCUCCGCUUUGUUGAGCAAAAGUCAGGGAAAUUUCCUGUUCGUUAAGGAGAUGCUUCAUCAUUGGGAAACUUCCAGAGCUGAAAAGAGAGAUCCCUAUGCACUACCUGAGACGCUUGGCGAUUUAUACCACAGCUACUUCGAACGCCUGUAUAGUCGAAAGGAACAAUUCCGGCCGAUUCGGCGAGUGCUAGAACUACUUGUGGCAACAUUUCAGCCACUGUCACUUAAAGAAAUUUAUGAAGUUCUUAAAACAAAGGAAGAAAAUCUCGAAGAAGAAUACGAAUUUAAAGAUAGAAUUAACGGACUGGGACAUUUUUUAAGAUACGGAGAAAAUGACACGGUGACAUUAUAUCACCUCUCUUUAACAGAAUGGCUCACCAGUGAAAGCAACAAGAAUAGUCUAUUUUACGUCAGCAAGAAAAAAGGACAUGAAAUGUUUUGCGAUUACUACUUAAUCUUAAUUGCUGACGGAGAUAAGUCCUCGUUGUUGAAAUACAUUCUGACUCUGGCGCAACACAUAACCUAUGGUGGUUGGAAGGCGUCUUACGUUAAACAGUUUCUGAAGUUUCCUUCACAAGUUGUCAAUUCUUCGGAUCCUACAAGUAAUAGGACUUUGUUGCACCUUGCAGCCACGAUAAACAGCACAGACGUAAUGGAGCUACUGCUGAGACACUUCAGUUGCAUUGACUGUAUUGAUAAUCGCGGGAUAACACCUGCAUUUUUGGCCGCGGAGCAUGGACUCGUUAAUAAUCUGGCGCUAAUGGUGAGCAAGGGAGCCAAGGUAAAUCGCAAGACGAAGUCUUUGUUAUUCAUUUUGGAAUCAGAAGGAAACGAGUAUGAUGAAUUUGUCACUAAAAAUUGUCUUUGGACUCCAGUUCUUCAAUCAAAGUCAAAGUACUGGGGUUCCACAAUGCUCCACGCUGCAGCUCGCCGAGGGCACAUGGAAGUUGUUGCCUUUCUUCUCGACAACGGUGCUUUUAUUUCAACCGUCGAUGGUGUCAAUUUAACUGCACUACAGAUAGCCGCUGAGAAUGGGCAUUCAGAGGUCGUUAAAGCGUUAUAUAAUGCCGGUGCAGUUGCAGAUCAAACCUCUCUUCACCAUGCAGCCGCCAAUGGUAGGUUGGAGGUGGUAAAGUACCUUUUGAAAAUUGGUGUGAGGGAUAGGUGUAUCAGAUGCGAUGGGUCCUUUUACUGGCUGAAAACGCUAAAACAUGUACAUCGUUUGCAAAGCAACAUGAAGACGGAAAAUGUCAUGUCAGUUCAUAUAAACGAACAGUGUUUUGAGGAUACAGAGCAGAUGGAGAAGGAUCUUUGCAUCGAAAAGAAAACUGAAAACACCACCAACUUUGGAGAGCUUUUUGACGACAAACAUUUAUUAUUUUGCGAAACCGCCAUUCAUGCAGCAGCUUCAGCAGGCCAUGUGGAGGUAGUCAGGGAACUAAUUUCUUCGCCACCAACAGCAUUAACGUGUCGGGAUUAUACAGGGAGAACUGCCUUACACGAGGCUGUUCGUAAAAAUAAUAGUGAGAUUGUGAAAAUGAUACUCAAAAAAGACCCCGCGUUGAUACAUGAAACUUGCAAUCAUUGGCAAAGGGUGGAACACCGAAAUGAAACGCAUAUAUCCUUGAAAUUAAGUUGUGAAGAAUCUAUAGAAUACCACGGUGAUAUCUGUCACUGUGGAUACACACCCCUUCACAUGGCUGCUCGUUAUGGACACUGGGAAAUUGGAAUGUAUCUUAUUAAAAUUAGUGGAGCACGCGUUAAUGCUUCUGACUGCUUUGGAGCGACCCCACUUCAUGUUGCCGCUUGCCAUAACCACAAGUUAUUUGUACAUAUGCUGAUGCGUUCAGAAAGCAGUGCUAACAUUAACAGCAUGACAGCUAAUGGUUCGACACCUCUUCACAGCGCCGCAGCAUGUGGAGCCGUUGAAAUUAUUGACCUACUACUGUAC
This is a messenger RNA of Porites evermanni, 2430 nucleotides long. The record is from the annotation of a GenBank genome assembly. Lineage: Eukaryota; Metazoa; Cnidaria; Anthozoa; Scleractinia; Poritidae.